Mandrillus leucophaeus (drill) is the source of this 5439-nucleotide messenger RNA. It is a transcript of the gene SEMA3A, whose product is annotated as sema domain, immunoglobulin domain (Ig), short basic domain, secreted, (semaphorin) 3A. The coding region runs from base 208 to 2412 and encodes 734 amino acids. Gene Ontology annotation, molecular function: semaphorin receptor binding; chemorepellent activity; neuropilin binding. Gene Ontology annotation, biological process: motor neuron axon guidance; semaphorin-plexin signaling pathway; neural crest cell migration. Lineage: Eukaryota; Metazoa; Chordata; Mammalia; Primates; Cercopithecidae. The record is from RefSeq and is a predicted model, not a curated record. The transcript is spliced from 16 exons.
UUUGGAGGGUUUGAAGUUUCUGUGCUUCAGUGACUGUUACAGAAGAAGAGGUGUUAGUGUUGCCAUGAGGUCUUGAUUGUCUGCAUUUAUGAAUGAAACUGACCUAAAUCACCUGUUACCUCCAGUUUCCAGAUUGUUUGAACUUCUCUGGCCGCACAAUACAGGAAGGAAGACUAAAGAAGCAAAGGGACCUACAGCGUCUGCAGCAUGGGCUGGUUAACUAGGAUUGUCUGUCUUUUCUGGGGAGUAUUACUUACAGCAAGAGCAAACUAUCAAAAUGGGAAGAAUAAUGUGCCAAGGCUGAAAUUAUCCUACAAAGAAAUGUUGGAAUCCAACAAUGUGAUCACUUUCAAUGGCUUGGCCAACAGCUCCAGUUAUCAUACCUUCCUUUUGGAUGAGGAACGGAGUAGGCUGUAUGUUGGAGCAAAGGAUCACAUAUUUUCAUUCAACCUGGUUAAUAUCAAGGAUUUUCAAAAGAUUGUGUGGCCAGUAUCUUACACCAGAAGAGAUGAAUGCAAGUGGGCUGGAAAGGACAUCCUGAAAGAAUGUGCUAAUUUCAUCAAGGUACUUAAGGCAUAUAAUCAGACUCACUUGUACGCCUGUGGAACGGGGGCUUUUCAUCCAAUUUGCACCUACAUUGAAAUUGGACAUCAUCCUGAGGACAAUAUUUUUAAGCUGGAGAACUCACAUUUUGAAAACGGCCGUGGGAAGAGUCCGUAUGACCCUAAGCUGCUGACAGCAUCUCUUUUAAUAGAUGGAGAAUUAUACUCUGGAACUGCAGCUGAUUUUAUGGGGCGAGACUUUGCUAUCUUCCGAACUCUUGGGCACCACCACCCAAUCAGGACAGAGCAGCAUGAUUCCAGGUGGCUUAAUGUGCCUAAUACUGGUGUUCCCUUCUUUCAGAAUGACUUUGGAGGGCACAGAAGUCUGGUGAAUAAAUGGACAACAUUCCUCAAAGCUCGUUUGAUUUGCUCAGUGCCAGGUCCAAAUGGCAUUGACACUCAUUUUGAUGAACUGCAGGAUGUAUUCCUAAUGAACUUUAAAGAUCCUAAAAACCCAAUUGUAUAUGGAGUGUUUACGACUUCCAGUAACAUUUUCAAGGGAUCAGCCGUGUGUAUGUAUAGCAUGAGUGAUGUGAGAAGGGUGUUCCUCGGUCCAUAUGCCCACAGGGAUGGACCCAACUAUCAGUGGGUGCCUUAUCAAGGAAGAGUCCCCUAUCCACGGCCGGGAACUUGUCCCAGCAAAACAUUUGGUGGUUUUGAUUCUACAAAGGACCUUCCUGAUGAUGUCAUAACCUUUGCAAGAAGUCAUCCAGCCAUGUACAAUCCAGUGUUUCCUAUAAACAAUCGCCCGAUAAUGAUCAAAACGGAUGUAAAUUAUCAAUUUACACAAAUUGUAGUAGACCGAGUGGAUGCAGAAGAUGGACAGUAUGACGUUAUGUUUAUCGGAACAGAUGUUGGGACCGUCCUUAAAGUAGUUUCAAUUCCUAAGGAGACGUGGCAUGAUUUAGAAGAGGUUCUGCUGGAAGAAAUGACAGUUUUUCGGGAACCGACUACUAUUUCAGCAAUGGAGCUUUCCACCAAGCAGCAACAACUAUAUAUUGGUUCAACAGCUGGGGUUGCCCAGCUCCCUUUACACCGGUGUGAUAUUUACGGGAAAGCCUGUGCUGAGUGUUGCCUCGCCCGAGACCCUUACUGUGCUUGGGAUGGUUCUUCAUGCUCUCGCUAUUUUCCCACUGCAAAGAGACGCACAAGACGACAAGAUAUAAGAAAUGGAGACCCACUGACUCACUGUUCCGACUUACAACAUCACGAUAAUCACCAUGGUCACAGCCCUGAAGAGCGAAUCAUCUAUGGUGUAGAGAAUAGUAGCACAUUUUUGGAAUGCAGUCCGAAGUCACAGCAAGCACUGGUAUACUGGCAAUUCCAGAGGCGAAAUGAAGAGCGAAAGGAAGAGAUCAGAGUGGAUGAUCAUAUCAUCAGGACAGAUCAAGGCCUUCUGCUGCGUAGUCUACAACGGAAGGAUUCAGGCAAUUACCUCUGCCAUGCGGUGGAACAUGGGUUCAUACAAACUCUUCUUAAGGUGACCCUGGAAGUCAUUGACACAGAGCAUCUGGAAGAACUUCUUCACAAAGAUGAUGAUGGAGAUGGCUCUAAGACCAAAGAAAUGUCCAAUAGCAUGACACCUAGCCAGAAGGUCUGGUACAGAGACUUCAUGCAGCUCAUCAACCACCCCAAUCUCAACACGAUGGAUGAGUUCUGUGAACAAGUUUGGAAAAGGGACCGAAAACAACGUCGGCAAAGGCCAGGACAUACUCAAGGCAACAGUAACAAAUGGAAGCACUUACAGGAAAACAAGAAAGGUAGAAACAGGAGGACCCACGAAUUUGAGAGGGCACCCAGGAGUGUCUGAGCUGCAUUACCUCUAGAAACCUCAAACAAGUGAAACUUGCCUAGACAAUAACUGGAAAAAAAAAAAUGCAAUAUACAUGAACUUUUUUCAUGGCAUUAUGUGGAUGUUUACAAUGGUGGGAAAUUCAACUGAGUUCCACCAAUUAUAAAUUAAAUCCAUGAGUAACUUUCCUAAUAGGCUUUUUUUCCUAAUACCAACACCUAACAGAGAACACACGUGAAUGCAGUUGUUCACUUUAGCAGACUUAAUGUUUCCUAUGAGAUUUCACUGUACAGGUUUGUCUUUCUUCUUUGCCUGAGAAAUAAAAAUGUCAUUUGCCAUAUUGCCAUCUAAAGGAGAAAAACUGCAUCAGCAAAGCCAUUGUAUUGAACUAAAAGUUUAAAAUGAACUGCAUGGAUUUACUAAGCUGAUGAAUAUUCCAAAACGUGGUUGGAUUCAAGGAUAUAUUUUGUCUACCGGCCCUCAUGUUUGUAUGUACUUGAGGAGUAAAAUGAGUAAAAUGAUACUGAAUGAAACGUUCGUGGAAAUAUUAAAAAGAAAAGAAAACAUAAGCCAUCCAUCAUCCAGAAGAAAAAUGGAGUACACUGAUCUACUACUGAUGUCUUCUUUCAGCUUUGAUCUAAAGAUGUAUUUUAUUAAAACUAUAAUUUAAAUGUACCAUGACAAAUAUGCAGUAAAAAUUAGUUGUUUUCUAAGCUAGAGUAGGAUUUGUCUUACAAUUAUUGUGCUAUAUAGUUUUUGUUUUAAAAAUUCCAAUGGUGUGCUGCUUUCUUUGGACAUUUUAUUUUCAAUUCUGUAACAGGGAUAGAUGAUAUUGUUCUAGAAACAUAUAUACAUCAUUAAGAGUGAACCUCUAAAACCAGGAUAGAAAUUAUGCUUUAUUUCUCUGAGAAAAUCAAACAAAUGGAAGCUGUUCACACCUCCCCUUCUUUAAGCAUUAUCUAAAUUAAUUUUUACUUUCAUAAUGUUCUUAGAAAAAAAAAAACAGAACAUUUAACCAGGAAAAAAGGAAGAAAUAAAUUGAUUUUUAAGUGCAUUUUACUAUAAUGAAUCAAUGAAGGGAAAAGGAACUGCAUAUUUCAUGAAAAUAAUAAGCAUUGUCUUAAUAUACUGUUAAUAGAAAAUGUGUCUUAAUUCUGUGCUUGAAUUCCUGCAUGAUAUUUGAGACAAAGAUCUCUCUUAUGAUUCCACUAAGAAUUUUAUCUGUGUCACUUAAUUUUUUUGAAAGAGAGAGAUCGAUAACUAUUCAGAGCAACAUGUUAAAGGCAAAGUUUCCAACCAUUUACAUCUGUAUCAGGUGCCUCUUAUCUUUCCUUAUUUAAGACAAUUAUUUGUACAAGAAACACAUGACUCUUUUCAUGUCAAUGGGAGGGACUUUUCUACAAAGUAUUUUCCAGGAUGCAACCCACAUUUAAACAAUGUGAAACUCUUUGUUUCCUGCAACAACUUACAAAAUAAGGUAAAAGACUAAAAUUCAAGAUUUGCUUCCUUCAUUGUACUAAGACGAUUCAUUGAGAAUCACUGACUUUGAGAUAUUUAAAACUUUCAGCAUUAUACUGUGGUUUCUUUUGCACUGCACUCACCUAUUCAGGACUCCUCCCCCAAGUUCCUCAUCAUGCACAAAAAUGCAAAGAAAACAUCUUAUUAGUAAUUAAUGAAGCAACAUUGAAAUUCUAAUUCUAGCUGUCUUUGGAUUCUAAUUAACUCAGCAUCAAUUUCUCACCUCAGACUACAGUGAAUUUUUAUUUUCUAUCAGCUGAAAUAUUUCACAGAUGGAAGCUCAUGUUUCAGUUUUAAUGAUUGCCUUGAAUAAACAAGUUGUUGCCACUUGUUUCAAACAGAAGCCUAAAAAUAAUCUACAUUCAAUUUUAGGCUCCAUUGACUAAUAUUGUGUUGCUUUUGGAAGUACUGUAUAUCCUCAAAUGGAAGCCGAAUCAUUAAAUUAUUUGAAGGACCCACCACUGUACAGAAAAUAGUGUUUGAAAUAUAAAUCGAAGAACAAAGAGUGCUCCAAAAAAUAGGUCAUUCUUUUAUUUUCAUAAAGUACCUUAACUGUACUAACAUUCAGUGUUGUGUUUCAUUCUAAAUUUUGCAGCUGAAAUAAAUUUAUUUGCAAUAGCAGAAAUAUCUUAUUAUUCAUCCUCAAAAAUAAAGGAUUUGAAGGGAUAGAGAUUAUAUGAUAACUUUAUAGAAGCCUUUCAAAAUCUGAAUGCAUUUUGUUUAGCAUUAUGAAAUGACAAUAGAAAAAAGUCUCGACUUCAAUUAAAAGUUACACAAAUAAACAUCUACAGGCAUGUCUUUACAUACCAUCAGGUCUAAGUUUUCCAAGAAAAUUGUAGAUAUAACUUGCAGAUAAGUAACUCAUUACAGUCAUAAUCUCUGCCCAUGUGUAUUGAGAGGGGGCAGUUUGCACGAAAAAGAAUUAUUGGCCCAUUGAAUAAUUCAGCUUUAAUAGACUUUGUCAUAUGCAUGAAUCAUCAGAGAUGAAACUGUUUGAGAGACUCAUGUGACCUUACGAAAAUUACAACAGCAGUCUUAAAGUAUGAAAAAGAUGCAUCACAGCAGAGACAUUAUGGCCCAGUUGAUAUCAAAUGUAAAAUGUAAAUGCAUGUAAAUGCACACUUCAUUUUAUGUAUUAUUUAGUAAUUUUCAAUGGUAUGUGUUUAAUAGUUUUGCUACCUACACAUCAGGCAAAAAAGAUGUAAAUAAUUUGGGAGAAAAAGAGAAAGAACAGUGUAAAAUAAAACUUUCUAUAGGUACUCCAUUUCAGUGUGUUCAACAUCCUAAAAUGCAAGAUUUUCCCACGCAGGUGACAAGGUGGUUUAUGUACUAUAUAAGGGCAGAAGGUGCGUGCCCAUUCAAUAAGCAUGUUUUUUGCCAGGUAGGAAAUAUGUUCCAUAUCUGUAUUUAUCAUUGCAUUUCAGAUGGGAACUAGAAAAACUGGAGAGAAAAAUGUAAUGAAACUGCUGCUGUAAAUUAUUCCUUUUAGCAUGUAUUCACUUGCUAAAUACACAUUUCUUCAAAAUA